AGAAGGAGACGCAUUCCGCUCAGGUUGACCGCUGCAGCAGCGCGCGCGCCCGCAUGGAGAUCCCCGCGUGCCCCCUCUAGAAGCUCCGACCCGCACGACCCGCACCGCCUCCCCCUCCUCGUGCCUGAAGGGGGGACGAGAGAGUCCGCGAGACCACUUUCCCCUCGCGCCGCUGCGGUGGAGGAUCUUAUUCCUCACUCCCCUCCUCUUCUUCUUUUUUUUCGAGUAGUCCGUUUCUCUCCCUCUCUCUCUCUCUCUUUUCCCCUUCCUUCCUUCCAGCCCUCCUCCUCCUCCUCCUCCUCCUCCUCUCGCAGCCAGUCUCUCAUUUUUGUUCUACUUUUUUGGGGGGAAUUUUUUUCCUUUUAAAAAAAAGAAAAAGAAAAGAAAAGAAAAGGAGUCGCUGCUGUUUCCCCGGAGAGUCUCUACCUGCUCGCCCAGCACCCAUGAAUUCAGAUAAACAUGUGUACCUCGGCAGAGACAAAGGCAUCAUGCGGAAGAGAGCCCUGCUCCUCCGGAAGGGCUGCAGCUUCGAGAUCACCAGCUCUGCCUCGGAGGACUUGGGCUGCAGGCGCGGAGACUUCAGCAGGAAACACUAUGGUUCGGUGGAGCUGCUGAUUUCCAGUGACGCAGAUGGGGCCAUCCAGAGGGCAGGGCGCUUCAGGGUGGAGAACGGCUCGUCGGACGAGUCUUUGGACUACACGCCAGGAACCUGGAGGAGAACCGAUGUCCAUCUGGAGAAUCCAGAGUACCACACCAGAUGGUUCUUUAAAUACUUCCUGGGAAAAGUCCACCAGAACUAUGUGGGUACCGAUGCAGAGAAGAACCCCUUCUACCUGUCGGUCGUCCUCUCGGACCAGAACAACCAGCGGGUUCCUCAGUACAGAGCCAUCCUCUGGAGGAAGACGGGCACCCUGAAGAUCAGCCUCCCCUACAGCCCGACCAAAACACUCUCAGUGAAGUCCAUCCUCAGUGCGAUGAACAUGGACAGGUUUGAGAAAGGCCCGAGGGAGAUCCUCAACCCGGAGAUCCAGAAGGAUCUGCUGGUGUUGGAGGAGCAGGAGGGUUCUGUCAACUUUAAAUUCGGCGUCCUGUUCGCCAAAGACGGGCAGCUGACGGACGACGAGAUGUUCAGCAACGAGACGGGGAGCGAGAGCUUCGAUAAGUUCCUCACUCUGCUGGGCGACUCCAUCACGCUGCAGGGAUGGGCCGGUUACCGCGGAGGCCUGGACACCAAGAACGACACGACGGGGAUGAAGUCCAUCUACACGGUGUACCAGGGCCACGAGCUCAUGUUCCACGUGUCCACCAUGUUGCCGUACUCCAAAGAGAACAAGCAGCAGGUGGAGAGAAAGCGACACAUCGGAAAUGACAUCGUCACCAUCGUGUUCCAGGAAGGCGACGACGCGUCGUCGUCCUUCAAGCCGUCGAUGAUCCGAUCGCACUUCACCCAUAUUUUUGCAUUAGUUAGGUAUAAUAGCCAGAAUGACAGUUACAGGUUGAAGAUUUUCUCCGAGGAGAGCGUCCCUCUGUUCGGACCUCCUCUCCCGUCUCCGCCUGUGUUUACUGAUCACCAAGAAUUCAGGGACUUUUUAUUAGUCAAAUUAAUCAAUGGAGAGAAAGCCACACUGGAGACGCCCACGUUUGCCCAGAAGCGCCAGCGGACCCUUGACAUGUUGAUCCGCUCGCUCUACCAAGACCUCAUGCCGGACCUGCACAAGGUUCCCUUUUCUCCACAGAACAUGUUGAACCGGAGGUCCUUCAGCGACGUGCUGCCCGAGUCUCCAAAGUCGGCGCGCAAGAAGGAGGAGGCGCGGCAGGCCGAGUUUGUCAGAAUAGGGCAGGCUCUGAAGCUGAAGACCAUCGUGAGAGGAGACGCCCCGACGAGCCUCGUCACCACCGGCCUGUGCAGAAAGGAGCCAUGGGAGUCCCAGUCGUUCUGCAGCACGUUCCCCAAUGAGAUUGUGUGCGCCGACUCCUGGGGUCAGUCUCUGCUGGCCGCCACCGACGCCGCCGGGGUCAUGCUGCUAGACGGCCCUGAUCCGGCUUUGUCCAACGCCGAGACGCAGGCGGCGCCCCCGGUCCAGGUGUUCGACAAAACCAUGGUGGUGAAGCAGGUGCAUGUUCUCGAGCCUCAGGACCUGCUCAUCACCAGGGCGGACAAAGGGAAAGACGCACGGCUUUACGUGUACCGGCUCAGCACGCUGAAGAGAGGCCUGGAGGAGAAGCAGCUCGUCAGGAGCAAGUGUGACAGCCGGGAAAAUAAACUGGAGAAAACCAAAGGGUGUCAUUUGUACUCCAUCAACACCCACCACGGCUCUGAGCUGAGGAUCGUGGCGGCCAUCAGGAACAAGCUCCUCCUCAUCACCAGGAAACAUCCGCGGUUCGAAGGCUUGAGCGCCGUCGCCGUGGCAGCGGACUCGCCGGUGGAGGAGUUUCAGUACAUACGGGAGAUCUGUCUGUGUGACCCUCCGGUCGUCAUGGCGCUGGUGGACGGGCCGACGGGGGAGAAUGACAACAUGAUCUGCGUGGCCUACAAGCAUCAGUUUGACCUCAUCAACGAGAGCACCGGCGACGCCUACCGGUUACACCACGUGGACGCCAACAGGGUAAAUUUCGUAGCAGCCAUCGAUGUGUAUGAAGACGGGGAGGCGGGUCUGCUGCUGUGCUACAACUACAUCUGCUCCUACAAGAAGGUUUGUCCAUUUAACGGCUCCACGCCGAUGAUCCAGUCCAACGCCUCGGACUUCCACUUCAGCUGGAACCAGAUGCCCAACGCUAUUGUGUGUGCGUUUCCGUACAUCCUGGCCUUCACGACGGACUCCAUCGAGAUCCGACUGGUCGUCAACGGUAACCUGGUGUACACGGCGGUGGUCCCGGAGCUCCAGCUGGCCGCCUCCCGGUCGGACAUCUACUUUGUUUCCUCGGCUCCGGUGAGCUCGGCCUCCAACUGCAGUUCGAGGGACACCAGUUCCCAGAGUUCCCCUCAGACGCCCACCGGCUACGAGAUGCCCGUGUUCCCCUCGCCGCUCGGUGACGAUUCUAUACGGAUCCCCUAUGGUACCAAGCUUUCCCUGUACAUGUCUAAGGAUGCCGAAGGUGAAGCGGCAUGUAAGCACAUGUUCAAGAUCCCUCUGUGUAACCUGGUGGGCCGCAGCAUCGAAAGACCCCUCAAGUCCCCGCUGGUCAACAAGGUCCUGACGACGCCGGCGGCCCCCGCCAUGCUGCCCCCGACGCCCCUCAUCGCCGCCACGCACUCGCUCUCCCUGUCGCGCAUGGAAAUCAAAGAGAUAGCCAGCCGCACGCGCAAGGAGCUGCUUGGCCUGACCGAGGAACCAAGUGGAAAGUCAGAUGGCGGAUCGGUCAAACAGAGGAAGAUGAGCAAGAAGAACGCAGACGAGGACCCCAAAGCGCGAGCGCUGACGUCCACAAACAGCGACAGGUCAGCCUCGGAGUCCGUGGAGUCGGACCUGGACCUCCAGCUGCACUGCUCGUCCGGUUCGGAGGCGGAGCCGGAGAAGGCGUCGCUGCGGGAGGAGAGCCCGCCCCUCGCCAGCGCGUUCACCCGGUCCACGUCCUUCGAAGAAGACGUCCUGGACCUCAAGUGAAGACAAUCCCACCGUGCACUUCUCUAUGCCCCCCUCCCCCUCUCCUGUUGCUGUCACCGGUAUUUUAUUGUUUGUUUUGUUUGAUUUCUUUUUGUUGUCGUUGUUGUUGUUUAUAUCCCCGUAUCUUUGGUCUCCCCCUUCAUCAGACAAGAUGAGUGCAGUGAGCCCACCCUCAGCCGCUGUGUGUUGGGUGUUUGUGUUGCCCCCCUCUCCCCCGCAGCAAAUAACCCAAAGAGGCGGCGAGGUUGCGUAAGAUGCCGCGGUUUGUUCGGCCUCCAGAUAUAAUGUCACCGGUUUGAUGCCGAACCCACAAACUGAAUGUAAAAUCUGCGCACCGAGCACGACAAAAAAAAAUCUCUGCGUUCACGAUUCUCCUCUGAAGUUGCGAGAGCUUAACACGUGUUAUGUAUAUUGAUUAUAGUGAUUAUUUCCGAUCCACUUUCAGAUGUGGUAUGAUGUGCACAUGUGUGUGUACAUCUGUUUAUACACACACAGUGACAGGCGUACAUGCCUGCAUUGCAUAUUUAUAGAUAUAUUAUAAAAAGUCCAUUUUAUUCCCAUAUUUAGUGAACGUGUGAUGUGUUUAUGCUCUCCGCAUAUCUUCGUCCUUAUUAUUCUCCCUCUUCACAGUACACAGGUAGACAGGGCUGGAGGCAACGUCUCCCACAAGUGCCAUUUCCCAGCAUCCUCCACUGAACUACAGUAGCAGCCAUGAUUGUAGUCCUCAUUCGAUUACCUCAUGGUGUCCCACAACUCUAAAUUCGCUUCCCGGAGGCCCUCCUCUCGUACUUGAAACCGCAUGACAUUUUGCUAAACGUAUUGUGACUUCUGCUCCGAAAAGAAAUGAGCCUCUGUGGAAACCGUAACGUCCGCGACGUCGCACCAAACACGGUGUCGUAAAGCGAACAGAAGUGUGGCUGUUUAGAGGUACGGUGGCCCGGAAAAGGACAAAAACAUGAAAACUAAAGUUAAAACGCAGCGUUUUUGUAAACUGAAAAGUUAAAAGCAACAUUUUGUCGAAACGUAUUAAAAAAAAGCUAAAACUGCGAGUUAAACAGCUUCAAGUAUGAAGUGUUUUCAUUUCAUUUUUGUACGUCAAAGGUGCAGAAAGGUCAAGUGCUCCCAAUUAUUGAAACGACGCAGAAAUUUAUAAUAAACAUAUUGUUCGUCACGCACAGAAACUAUUUAAAAUGCACGCAGAAAACAUUCUGAAUUUAGUUAAUUGCAUUCGUCAUCAAUCUUCCUUAAAACUUUAAAAUGUUCAUCUCAUUGAGGACACUGAGGUGUUUUUUCAGGAAUUUCCCCCAAAAAUUAAAAAUGAACGGAUGCAAUGACGAGAGGGCAGAGUGGUGUCGAUGUGUUAAACUCUCUGAACCUCAAACUGACACUUCCUCUCACUCCCAUCAUUCUCACUAUUCAGACGCCAUUUGCGUCCUCUUUCAAAACAAAAUGAAAUAUUGCCGCUGAGCAGUUAUCUGCAGUUAGUGUCAAACACACACACACACACAUGUGGAGAAACACGCAUUACACACCUCUCACCGCUUUUACACUACGUUUGCGACCCGUUACCCACGGUUACGACUCUUCGUGCUUCUUUCACGCGCUCCUUCGCGUAAAGUCGAUGAUGCUGUUUAGCUCCCGGCCGUCCGGCCGUCAGCUCUUUUUGGGCAGCCGGCACUCGAUUUCUCGCUGCGAUUUCCUCAGAAAUAUCGCUCUCCAGUUAUAAAUGCACUUUUCAUUCAAAGAGAAGGCUUUGAGGGAUCCGCUGGUACGAUAGAUGGAGCAACGAACUGGGAGCAGUGGUUUCUUACUGUGCUCGUGUUGGGAUGCGGCCUCCUGAUCACGAUGACACAACUCAGAAAGACUAAAAAGGGAAGGAGAAGAAUGGGAUGUUGGAGGGGGUUUAAAAGGUACUCUGGUGUUUAUUACUCUGGGGGACGCCUGUCAGUUACAGUUUGUGACGCUGCUUCUCCCACGUACGAUGUUCCUAUUUCUCUUGUAUUCCUGUCAAGUACUCUUUGUUCCUACCUCCCCUUGGCAUUCUCACUGUUUUUAUUUUAUUUUUUUGUAUUUUGAAUCUAUAUUUCCUGUUUUAGACUGUUGCUGAACCUCUCUGUGAUAUCAAAACGAAAGAAAAUGAACAAAAAAAACACCAAGUGUCUUAAAAAUAUUGUAUCGCCAUCGUUUUUAAUGCCAAGUACUACUUGUAAAUGUUUGUGUAUCAAAAUGUGGCCUCAAAUGAAACUGAACUAUAUUAUUAUUAUUGAUAUUAUUAUUACGAUUAUUAUUUGAGCAAUUAUUUUAAACAAGUGCUGUAGACCACUGCUGUGAAAGUAGUCGAUUCUGUUCAUUGAUAUGUAAUAAAUAUUUAUGAAAUUUG
Cyclopterus lumpus (lumpfish) is the source of this 5985-nucleotide messenger RNA. RefSeq names its product GTPase activating Rap/RanGAP domain like 3 (gene garnl3). Lineage: Eukaryota; Metazoa; Chordata; Actinopteri; Perciformes; Cyclopteridae. The coding region runs from base 444 to 3605 and encodes 1053 amino acids. Gene Ontology annotation, molecular function: GTPase activator activity. The record is from RefSeq and is a predicted model, not a curated record. The transcript is spliced from 31 exons. Gene Ontology annotation, biological process: regulation of small GTPase mediated signal transduction; activation of GTPase activity. Gene Ontology annotation, cellular component: cytoplasm.